Echinostoma caproni is the source of this 753-nucleotide messenger RNA. The record is from the annotation of a GenBank genome assembly. Lineage: Eukaryota; Metazoa; Platyhelminthes; Trematoda; Plagiorchiida; Echinostomatidae.
AUGCAACGCUGUUAUAUUGAUAUUCUAUUUGGUUCACCAACACUUAGAUUGCUAGUUUACAUGACCAAACGUGGAGUACUCAUGGCUGCUAACUUUACCUUCACUGUUCGUCACAUUAAUAUCUAUGAUAACAAUGGAGAUCCUACGCAUACAAUACUCGACCAAAACAACCGUUCGGUCUCCGAUCGACGUCAACAAGUCCCCUAUAAAAUGACCAUGUCCGAUCUCGUCCCUGGUUCCAUCAACGAUUCCGGCUCGUUCGUCAAUGGGCGACUUCGUUCUGGUNCUCAGAAUGCGUAUCCAAUAAAAGGUUCGAUAAAACGAUUACCGGAAUCUGGCGCUGAGGUUAACUUGACUAACUCAGUGAAUUAUAACUUGAACAACCCAUUGCAAGCGGCGUUCAUCCCCCCAGGACCACAAGUUCUGGCUGAUUGUGGGGUCACCUCGUCCCUUCCGACCGCAACUGCUUCUCACGUACCUGACAUUGCACAAGGAAAUGUAUCCAUCACAAACACGACGACCGCUACCACUUCAUCGGCCACAUCAUCUGCUUCUGAAAAUUUGUAUGUUGCACUACAUGACUAUGUGAAGCGAGUUGAUGAUGACCUCAACAUGACCAAAGGGCAAACAUUUCGUAUUUUGGAUCGAUCACAUUGUGAUUGGUGGUAUGCGGAGUGCACUGCAACCGGGCAACGGGGCUAUGUGCCAAAAAAUCACCUUGCCCGAGUCACCAGUUUGGAAUCGAAUGAGUAA